Messenger RNA from Formica exsecta, 7767 nucleotides. RefSeq names its product probable ATP-dependent RNA helicase DDX17. The transcript has 8 exons. The record is from RefSeq and is a predicted model, not a curated record. Gene Ontology annotation, molecular function: RNA binding; ATP binding; RNA helicase activity. The coding region runs from base 180 to 1895 and encodes 571 amino acids. Gene Ontology annotation, cellular component: nucleus; cytoplasm; ribonucleoprotein complex. NCBI's taxonomy places the organism in Eukaryota, Metazoa, Arthropoda, Insecta, Hymenoptera, Formicidae.
CUAUAUUAUUGCCACGUUAAUGGUUUCACUUUUUUCCCUUUUGCGUCACUUUGGAUUCGCUCGAGUUCGCGUUCCAAUUUGUGUGUACCGUAUGCGAACUGUCGCGAGUUAUUUUAUUCGCGAGUAACAUCGAAUAAUAUUGUUUAAUAAGAAAAUCGAAGAACUUGUGGACGAGGAAUAUGGGCCGCUAUAGAAGCCGUAGUCGCGAUCGGGACAGGCGGCGCAGAUCGCGUAGUCGCUCGCGGAGUAGAUCACCGCGUGACAGGAGAAGCUGGGGUGGCAGCGGAGGACGCGAUAGGCCUUCCAACAGUCGCAGCAGUCGUGGUCAGCCCGGCGCGAAUUUAAGGAAACCACGAUGGGACCUCAGUCGAUUGGAACCCUUCAAAAAGGACUUUUACAUUCCUCACGAGGCAGUUCAAAAUCGAGAUCCACGUAUCGUGGAGCAAUACAGGGUUGAGAAAGAAAUUACGUUGAGGGGCAAAAAUAUACCUAAUCCUGUUUUCAAUUUCGACGAGGCAGGUUUCCCGGAUUAUGUCCUGAAAGAGAUCAAAAGACAAGGCUUCAGUGAACCCACAUCGAUCCAAGCUCAAGGAUGGCCUAUUGCAUUAAGCGGCCGAGAUAUGGUGGGCAUUGCAUCCACAGGAUCUGGGAAAACACUAUCUUAUAUAUUGCCUGCGAUAGUUCACAUUAAUAGCCAGCCGAAAUUAAGUCGUAAAGAUGGGCCUAUAGCGUUAGUGUUGGCACCUACACGAGAAUUGGCCCAACAGAUUCAGCAGGUUGCCGACGAUUUCGGACACUCGUCAGGCAUUAGAAAUACUUGUCUGUAUGGUGGAGCACCGAAAGGGGCCCAAGCCAGGGAUCUGGAUGGUGGUGUAGAAAUAGUUAUUGCUACACCUGGUAGACUACUAGAUUUUCUCGAGUCUGGGAAGACAAAUCUGAAAAGAUGUACAUACUUGGUAUUAGAUGAAGCUGACAGGAUGUUGGACAUGGGAUUUGAGCCACAAAUCAGAAAGAUAAUAGAACAAAUUAGACCAGACAGGCAGACAUUGAUGUGGUCGGCCACAUGGCCUAAAGAAGUAAAGAAUUUAGCUGAAGAUUUUCUUAAAGAUUAUGCUCAAAUCAACGUUGGUUCUUUACAACUUUCAGCAAAUCAUAAUAUAUUGCAAAUAAUAGAUGUAUGUCAGGACUAUGAAAAAGAGAAUAAAUUAAGUACUCUAUUGAAAGAAAUAAUGGCAGAAAGUGAGAAUAAAACCAUAGUAUUUAUUGAAACGAAACGUAGAGUAGACGAGAUAACGAGGAAAAUGAAGCGCGAUGGUUGGCCAGCAGUUUGCAUUCACGGUGACAAGACGCAACAGGAACGAGAUUGGGUUUUACAAGAUUUCAGAUCGGGCAAAGCACCAAUCCUUGUUGCUACUGAUGUUGCUGCGCGUGGUCUUGACGUUGAAGAUGUCAAGUUUGUCAUCAAUUUUGACUACCCCUCCUGUUCCGAGGAUUAUGUUCAUCGUAUCGGUCGUACCGGCCGUCGACAGAAAACCGGCACAGCGUAUACUUUCUUCACGCCCAACAACGCCAACAAGGCCAACGACCUGAUACAAGUACUGAAGGAGGCAAAUCAGGUGAUAAAUCCGAAACUGUUGGAGCUCGCCGAUGGUAAAGCUGGCGGAUAUGGCAGAAACAGAGGUGCAAGAAAUCGAUGGCGAUCUCGAGGCGGUGGAGGCGGUGGUCGUAACGGAAAGGAACGCAGUUACUCGCGAAGCAGAAGUCGAAGUCAUAGCAGAGAACGCAACGGUCGUAGCAGUCGACGAAGCUAUAGUCGUAGCUAUUCGCGAAGUCGUAGCCCCAUUAGUAACCGUAACGAGGUUAUCGGCAAGAGUUACUGGAGUAGCGAGAGAUGAUCUUCCAGCGGCGGCUAAAAACGUGUCUGUAUUUACGAGACAGGUAAAUUUUUUUUACGUCCAAUAAAAGCGGUGCAUCAGCAAGAUAAUGACUGUUGAAAUCACCGAUUUUAAAUGAAACAUACGCUAUUCGCAAUAAGUUAUUUAUGCCGAGUUUAAUGGGACGCUAUUGUAAUUUUGCAUACAGUAGCAUAUAUACGUCUUCGUAUCCCAUGGAAUCGCCAUUAAGCUGGCGCCAGAUUAUGCGGGUUAAUUCGCGAUUUAUGAAUAGCUGAUGGAAAAGAUAGUCGAAUCGCGAACGAUAAAUCAGGCUUUCCGCAUUGGCGAACGAUAAAUCUUUCGCGAAUUACUGUGAAAUCACGAAUAAUCUAGCGCCCUAGCUUUUGACUUGCUGUGCAACAUAUUUGAUAGUUUGCUGACCACAUUUACACGAAUCUAUUAUAUCAACUUCAAUAUACUGAUCGUCGCUGUCGUAAGAUAAGCUUUUAUGCAAUUCAUGUGUAUUUGUAAUAUUUAAAGUAUACUUGGAUUUGGACAAGUGAAGAUAUUUUAAUUGCUACUUGUUAUAUAAUGAUAGAAUGUGCUAUCAUUUUUUAUUUCCUUUUGCAUCUUCUCUGCCGCAUCUAAUUUUUUCCCUCUCAAGUGUUAUCUAUAUACACCAGAUUUAGAUUAGAUAUAAUACGAAUACAUUACAACGCAAACUACCGUUUAUAUGUUUUUAUAACUCUCUACUUCUUACAUCCCAGUAGUAAAAAAAAAAGAAAAUAAAACUAAGAUGAUGUAAGCGAAUGAAUAAAUCUAAUCAUUAUGCAAACUAAACUUCCAGAAUGUAGCAACGUUUAAUUUAGUAUAUAUAUAUAAUAUAAUUAUAUAUUAUAUAUGAAAUAAUAUAAUAUAUUGAUAUAAUAUAUAAUUAUAUAUUUUAUACAUAUAGAGAUCGUAAUUAUAAAUGUCUAGCGCGCUUAUAUUUGUAAUUUAUUCGUCUGUAUUUAGACAAUUGCGACAGAUAAUAAAUAAUAAUAAUAACACUUGAUGUACAGUAUUUCACCAAUGUGACACAAAUAAAUUCGUAUAAAUGUGUCUAAAUUAUUAUACAUCAUUCCGUAUUACACUACUAAUACACAUUGGCUCCUACUAGAAUAUUUUUCAAUGACUAUGUUAUUUUAUUAGUAGCCACUUACCUGUGAUGCACUCGGCGAUAAUAUAUCUAUAAAUUAUAUAAGCGCUACAUUAAUUUAAUAAAAUAUAAUAAAAUCAUUCAUCGUAAAAAAGAAGUGGAUCCUAAUUGUAGCGAUUGUCGGAAUUACUUCGUUAAUCAUGUAGGGAAGAGUAAAACAACAAAAGAAUGAAAAAUGACUCAUACGUAGGAUCAAUUUUUCGCCCCGUUCUGUUUAAUUUAAUUUAUAUAUCUUAAUUACACACACAGUGAUAAUGCUUAAAGGUCUUACGGUAAUUUUAGAAUACCGAUUCUGUUUGUUGUUUUCUCAGCCUAAUGUGCACCGAUCUUCGGUUCGGUUGGCUUCGCAUCCUCUGGUGGCCGAUCCCGGCCACACGUGCGAUACUUUGUUGACAAGAAUGAUUAUUACUCAACCAAUAUAAGAUGUACACCGGUGUAAUUGACGAUCUAAUGAGUUUCACGCUGGAAAAGAUCCCUUCUUUUUUUUUAUCGGACUAUGCGCCACGAUAUAAAUUUAUUAUGUUACACAUCUUGAAUAUCGUGCUUUUGCACUCACGAAUCACAAACAUGCAAUAUCUUCUUCUUUACGUUCUCGACGCGUGCUCGCUCGAGAGUCGAUUGUGCCCUCUUUCGCCAAGGGAGGACACGAUCCUUACGAUUAUUAUGGACAACGUUUAAUAUCCGCUCGUCGAUACUUAUCCAGGACGCGAGCGCGGUUUUAUAGGGGAUUAAUUGAAACGGUGAUCGUGACUCGAUCGCGAUUACGGCGAGGAAAUCUUCGACAGUUUCAACCGAAAGUUUGAGGCACCUUUGAAUAUCUAUAGAAAGAAGCGCAAGAAAUUUCUAUGUACUUUAUUAUAGCACAAUCGCAUAUUUUAGAAAGUAUUAUUAUUCGGUCUUUAUAAAAAUUUACCGCGUCUCGUUUUCUCAAUUCAAGAGUCCUAUAGAGAGGACUCAUCAGAGAUGCCUCGUAUUUUCGGUCGAGACCGCGCAAGACUCGCUUAUCGUUUGUCCGUGAUUGUAAGAAAAAACGAUACCGAUGUCCCACUAAUCGUAAUGUUAACGUUAAAGUGCGAUUUUUUUGUGUCUUCGCAAUGCAAACGUGCGCGGGAUAACGCGAGAAUCUCUUGUGAGACACGCACAGUGUGCGUACGUGCGGCUUGUGUGUUUUUGUGUACAUGUGUUCAACAAGCUCCUCGCAUGAAUUUUUGGGGUAAAGGAGGAAUUUAUUUUGUUUUUACAGAGGGCUCAGCAUGCUUCGUUCACAUAUAUUACAACGUACGCAUAUAACAAUAACAUUAAACCCUUUAGGUGUGUCUUCGGACGUGGGAGAGAGCUAUGUGUGUGGCGCGCUUAUAAUUAUAUUUGCGAUACAAUGGGAUCUCUCGUACUUCGUAUCUCGUGCAAGGGUCAUAUAUUCAUGUGUGUGUGUGUGUGUGUGUGUGUGUGUGUGUACUUAUGUGUGUGAGACGCUAUGUGUUCUUUUUUGGUGUGCGAAUCGAUCUCGCUUGGAUUCGAGUGACUCCAAGCAAGCGAGUGACAAGUGUGAGGGUGAAGUUUUACACGGUCGUCCCCAACUUCCGGUCACCGGAAGUAACCUCCUCAAUCCGCGCGAUAUAUCCCGAUCGUUUUAUCUCGAAAUCUUUACUUUUUAGCGUUACAUUUACGACUUAUUGUUAGAAUCGAGGAGGGCACGUGAUCCGGUGACGCGUGCCGGCGCGUGCGUGCAGCAGAUUCGAUGAUAUCUAAUUAAACAUCAGUCAAUUGUCCACAACCGCUAAAAUAUCCGAAAGCCUCGUCUCAAAGAGCCAGCGGCUUCCAAAAAAGAAGCGAAUUGAUGAUGGGAGACGAGACAAAACGUUGGAGGCAAUCGUUGCUCGGUCGCUCAAAUUAAAGGCGUUCGCUAAAAAUGUCAUCAAUUUUUUAUACCUUCGUUUUCGAUAUGCAAUCAUGAAGCCGGACAAUUCGGGGAAAAAGACAAUUUCUCGCACUCGUUAUUAUAUGGCUCUAUUGUCAAACUAUCCGUGUAGAUUCUACGAUUGCUCUUUUGUGUUGUUAAGAAAUCGUUAGAAAGCACAAGAAUAAUUUUUUAGAUUGACUUGUAAUAUCUUUUAUAUCGAGAUAAUACAUAUAAUCUCUCGGUCGUAUUUUCUCGUGACUUCUUUCGCGCGCAAAAAAAAAAAGGAAGCGAAGUAUCUCGGAGCACGAAUUUUUAUUAUGUUGCGUUGAUUAAAAAGAUGCAGAAAGUUUCAAGCGAUCUACUAACAGCCUGUAGCUAUCUCUGCAAAAGAUUUCGCGACGAUUUAAGUCUGUCGAUUCGGACCGCUCGAUGCAUCGCGCAUCUACGAGAUUCGCUAAUAUAAACGUGCGCGCGAGUCUAUACGCUAUCGAGAGAUUCGAUAACCGUUGUACUAUAUAUAUACAUAGAUCUCUACGUGUAAUCGUUUCGUAAAUACUGGCUUUGUGUCCCUUCGUGUCUCUAACACGUACAGAAAGAGACAUCCCUUAAGUAUAUAUGGUGUCGCUCACUCCCGGCUCACGCAGAAGCCAGUAAUAUACCGGGUGUUUACGCGCAAACAACGACAGUCUCCGUGUAACAUAUUAAAGCCGUAGCCACGGUAUAGACGGAUGCGGAGAAUUUGAAACGAACCGGACAAGAUAGAAAAACAAAGAUGACGAUCGCUCUCGUCUAUACCACAUCUACGAUCUAAUUAUUCUACAUAAUAUUCGAAAAAUCCAAGCAAAAAAAUAAAAAUCAAGUGUCCCCUCCGAUUACUGCUAACGUUGUAUGCACGAUAAUACUGCAUGAUCAUUAUUCUACUUAAAUUACGUGCGUGAAGCGGCGUUUUAGAUAUUUCACGCGCAAUCGAUUCCGAUUCUAACAUACAUCCCGAUUUGCAAAUAUGUACCAUUAGUCUGAAUUGCGCGAAACAACGAAUUACGAGUCGAGAGAUUACAGUAUUCAUCCGUUGAAGAUUGAUUUUGUUCAAUUUUUCCAAUUGUUAAAUUUAAAAAAAAUGAUUAGUGUGCGACGAGGUGUAUUAUUGUUAUAAUGGCGGGAAGUUGACUUCAUUUCUGCGAAGGUUUGACGCAAGAUUUUCGUAGCUUUGCGUAUGUAGAUAUUUCUCGGCUACCGGAAAUAAUUCUCGCUUGUGAUUAUUUGAUUUUAUUUCUCCAGGAUUUAAAGAGAUCUGCCUAAAUAAUACUUAGAAGUAUAAUUUUUACUUGAAUCGUGUGACGUAAAUAUAAACUCUCGCAGUUUAAUAUUCCUUAUACUUUUACGAUAAUAUUUUCGAAAAGUGCGGCGAUUCGUUAUAAAAAAACACAGUCACCGUUAAUGACAUUUGUAUCUGCAUUUACGACGAUUUUCCCGCUUUCGUAAGGAUACUUUUCGUUCCAUACGCGUGAUCCCGGCUUGUUAUACCCAGAGACACAGAUGCAUCUUUUGUUUUAAGUUACAAUAUCGAAUCUUGGAAUAACGACAUCGAUAUUAAAUCGCAUUUAUCACACGAACAAUUGUAAUUGUAGAAAGAAGAUGAGUUUAUAUACUCCGAGUAUAACACGCAAUCCUACAAGGGCGCGAGAUGUAUUAGCCGACGUCGCGAGCGGAUUGUCGAAUCCGCGAAAUAGUUACUUCUUCUUACGCACGCGCAUGGUAUCGAUUGCACGAAGUAAAAGGAAGAUACGAACGGGGAGAAACGGAGGGAUGCAGAUCGGACGCGCGUGAAUCUCCGUUCAUUGCAAAUUAUCAGUCGGGGACGAGUUAUUCCCCCGACAAUCUUCUGGAUUCGAGAUUAGGGACGCGGCUCUUCAGAGAAAUAACGCACGCAGGAAAUGGCAUGCCCGAUCACGCACCCUCCUGUUUCCUCGUUAACCACCGAGUACGUAACGGAAUGUGCUCUCGUCGAGGCUUACUGGGGUCGCCGUGUCGUCUCUCGCUUGAGGGUAGCGUCUCCCGUCGAGUUUCAAAAAAUACAACUAUCGUCCGCACCGCGUUUUCUUUCUUUCUUUCUUUCUUACGUUUUUUUUCUCUGUGAGCACGUUCUGCGUGUCAUCUCCUCGUUCCAUCCGCGAGGUCGACGACACCGCAAUUCCUCGCAACAAGUAGAAUAAUAAGUCGACGGGGGUAGAUUUUCACGCGCGGCGUCGCCGAUCUCUUGUGAGCAAUAUAUGUGUGAUAGCCCCGAGCCGGGUAUCUCCUCUUCUCCCUGGGCGACCGACCCGGGGCAGCGGAAAAAGAAAAUACAUUCGUCCGCGAAUUGCGCGCGACGCGACUGCUUCACCGGUAUUUUGUAUCGCGAGUCCGCGCUCGCCCUCGGCUCGCAUUCGCGUCUGCACGUUAAUCUUUAUCCGGGCUUCGAAUUAUUUUCGUAAAAAAAAAUAACAUCUCCUUUACAUUCAUUCACUGUUUCUCUGCAAUUCGCCCAAAAUAUUACGAAUUCUCAAUUCGUUGAUAAUUUACGCCAAAUAAUCGCUUCGGCGAAAGCGUAUUAGCUUUUCUUCUUAGAAACGGGAAAAGAAUCGCCCAGAUAAGGAUUAAAAUUAGCGAUACCAAGGCGUCUCUCGUGUUGUAUAUUAUCAGUGAUGAAGGAACAGAUGGUACCUUUCAAAGCGUCCACUGAUGUUAAGCGUUAAAUUAUAACGGUUAGUUUUCCCGAUUUAAUUUUAAACUUCGCGAUAACUGUUUUUUUUUUU